Caenorhabditis briggsae is the source of this 921-nucleotide messenger RNA. The transcript has 6 exons. Gene Ontology annotation, molecular function: protein binding. The record is from RefSeq and is a predicted model, not a curated record. The coding region runs from base 1 to 921 and encodes 306 amino acids. NCBI's taxonomy places the organism in Eukaryota, Metazoa, Nematoda, Chromadorea, Rhabditida, Rhabditidae.
AUGUCACGUUUUCACGUACCCGUUCCUGACUAUGAUUUUACUAUUGGAAAGCACCGGAACCCAUAUACAGCAGUAGCUCGAAAUCCUUAUAUUCCAACUCCGGAUUACACUGUAAAGAACUACAAACCCAAAAACCGCCCAUCGUUGAAUUCAAUCGGAACGGAGUUUGCCCCGCAGAAUGUUCCAGAAUUCCAAGAAAUCCAAACUCAGCAACUUCCAGCAAUAACCAUCCCAAUCGAAGUGUCCCAACCGUCAGUACAAAAACAGCCAAGUUUCCAAAGACCAACUAAUCCAACAGUGUCCAAGCAACCAGAUGAAAACUUCAAUUAUCCAGAGAUUAAGCAGCACUCGUAUAUGGAGGAUCAUGAAAACGAUAAAGAACGUCAUAUGUCCACCAAAGAGCACAUCAAACAAAUUGGUGUCCCAGUGCUGCCAGGAAUGACCACACCCAUUUUUGCACAGCCCAGUUUUGAACUUUCUGGAGCUCCAGUAGCCACCGAUCAAAAUCGAGCCUAUUUACGCCACUUGGAAAACCACAAAAAGUUUGAUACCCUCCGAGGUGACCGUGGAAUUGACGAUUGCGAAAUAUGUCAGAUUAUGAGAAAACAACUGGAGGCAGAAAAACAGGAUUCCGGACACCACUCGUUGGAAAAUGGCGGCCGGGGAUCGAGCAAUGGAAGUCAGAGAAAGCGAACAGAUGUCCGUGACAUAUUCCGUAUCGAAGAGCAACCUGAACCGGAACCAUUAUUCCAAGCCAUCCGAGCUCGUGCCCGCCACAACUACAUAAUGAGAAGAAAAGGAGAGGCCACCAUUCACGCUAUGGAGGAAGUCAAUAUACUCAACAUGGACGGAGGGUAUGCAUUGUGUCACAAAUCGGAUAACACUAUGGGAUGGGUGCCCGCUUCAGUUUUUGAGCUGUAA